GCCCGUCAGAGCCAGAUCCGUCGGCGUUCCCCCAUCUUGGCCGCCCUGGCGACCGGCCUUGUGUGGGGAUCUUGCCACUGGACUUUCGCCAGCCCAUCAGCUGGUGUUCAGCAUGAGAGCUCGACCGCCUUGACGAGAUCUUCUGGGGCAAGGACAGCUUGGGCGACAGGGAGCCUGCCCCGUGACCAUUCCUCCGUUGCAACCGCAGCAGCAGCCGCAGCAGCUCCCAACUUCUUCAGCAAGGUUUUUGCUGCCGGUGCCCAGGGUGCCACAGCCGCAUUCGUGGCGGCGAUUCUGUCUGCCAUCUGCGUUUUGGGGCACACUCUGACAGGCCUCUUGCUUCCACUAUACCUCGCAGAUCUGCAGGUGAACCGCUUGUUGGUGAAGCGAAUGACGAUCUCCGAGGCGCUGAAGGAGAUGAACUUCAAGCUCAUCUCCAACUUCUUCCUUACCACUUUCCCCACCAACAUGUUGAAGUUCCCCGUCUUCGAGAUCAUCAACAUGGCCAUGACCUUCACUGCCUUCAGCCCUGGCAUGAGUACCAAAGCUGGCAUUAAACGGGCCACACAAGGGGGUGCAAUUCGGUGA
Molecule: messenger RNA, 588 nt
Organism: Symbiodinium sp. CCMP2456
Lineage: Eukaryota; Dinophyceae; Suessiales; Symbiodiniaceae
Source: the annotation of a GenBank genome assembly